GUCGUCGUGAGUGCUUGUUUUUUCAAUGUUAUCGUGGUUUUAUCCGUCUCUUAAUUCGUGUGUUCUCUAGAAUAAACUUAUCAACUGUAGAAAAUAUUUUUAUAAACUGCUAAAACGCUUUAAUCCGGAGUCACAUGCGUGGCCACAAAUGGUGUAGUGCUGUAUCUUAAUAGUGUAGUGUGGCUGGUCGCGCUACGUCGUGCCUGAGUUGGCGUCGUCCCUCCGAUUCUCGUGAGGGCCAAGGAUCAAAGCAAACGAGAUGUAACAUCGCUGUGUAAUUAACAACAAAGUACCUACUUGGAACUGGGUGUGAACCCAGAUACGGUGUGUGAAGUUUUAUGUAAUAAAGAAGAAACUAAAUAGAUUGUGUAUAUUUGCCGUGUGUGUGCGUGUAACGAUAAAAUUGGAUUAGAGUGAAGUUUUUAUUUUAAAAAGUGAAGUGUACCUACUCUGCAAAUUACUCUGCAACUGUUAUGCGCUAUAAACAAGUGAUUUGUGUCAUUUAUUGGAUUUUUAUUUACUUGGAUCACUAGGAGCAAAUGGCAAUUGUCAGGGAGGGACUAAAGCCGUAGUCAUGAACCCAACUACGGACUGCCAUUCACAUCAAGCAGGAUAGCUGUAUCAAAAGUAUUCAGUAGAUACUGGGGCUCGUAGUAUGGAUGUCAGCUUCGACAAUGUAAUGGAAGGGAUGCGCCAGUACUUCAUGGGAGUACCGAAACAGGCGCAGGCGGAAGGUUCCGGUCAGAGCGUCUGGCCGGCUGGCACCCCAAUGCUAGAAGAGGGGGCACCGGCUCAGUCUGGCGCUCCUGCACAUUCAUCACGACCGCCUUCCGCUGCUGCUGCUCCACCGUCCACUCCGUCGCAGAUGGCUAUUGCAAUCCCACCCAGACCGCCAUCGGAACCAUUGCCGCAUAUUAUCCAUAAAGCCACAGUAAUGCGAGAGGCGGCCGAAAAACGACGUGAAAUGCCAGAAGUCGAAGACGAAGAGGAACCAAUAGCCACACUUUCGCCACCUUCACAUUUCAUUCGAAAACCACAGUGCACACUACCGUCACCCGCACCCGCUCCUGCUGUGCAUUGCCAAUCUCCGUCUCGACCUCCAUCAGCAGCUUUACCGCCCCCUCCAGUACCAGAGACUCUUGAGGCUCCUACACAGUAUAGACCACCAGCGCACCGAGUACCCACGCCAACGGCUAGGCCACCUGAUCAAUUUGCACCUGGUCGCCCGCCAGAUCCUUAUACCACAUCUCGACCUCCAGAACCAUAUGUUCGAUAUCCUUAUGAGUCGAAUUUACCUGACACAGGGAGAAGUUCACAUGGUCCACCGGUUGCUUCACCGCAACCAUCGAUGCCGCCUGCACGGCAUAGUCCACAAACAUAUGCGAGGUUGUCAAAUUCCAUGCCCCAUCAUAACGCUACAAGACUGCGUGAAACUGCCACGCAUAGUCCUCCUGCUCAGCGUUAUACUAUGCCUUCAGCACAACCACCACCUUUACAUAAUGAUCGGGUUCCACCAAUACACCAUCCACAAACGGCGCCAUCCCAGAGGCUGGAUGUUCGCACAACCCCUAUAUAUUCUCCUCAUCUCCAGCAUCGUCGUGAACCCUCACCUUAUAGUAGGACAUCGUCACAUUAUGACAGACAUCCAUCAGUACCUGCUCAAAAAUAUGAUCCUCAACAAGCCUAUCCUGGAUAUCGGCCGAUUUCAACUACUCUUCAGCCGCUUCAAAAUCAUCGUGUAGAACCACAUCAUGCGGCUCAGUAUAAACAGGCUGCUGUUGAUACAAUAAAUCAGCAUUAUGGUUCGAGAGCAUCUGAUCGUGUUCCGGUACCAGCACAAUCCCAUACACAUGAUACAGCACGUUUACCAUCACGGGUUGAUUAUCCAACUUCAAGCAGAAAUAUUGAGAAUACGCAUUCAAGGGGAGCCUUUUCUUAUCCUAUUCCAUCAACUUCAACAUCAAGAUAUGCAUCUAGUGCAUCGGUGCCCACCGCGCAAAACUCCUCGGUGCAACCAAGAUCUUCAUACCGUCCAGCGGCAGCCCCAAAAACUAACUAUGAAUAUCCAACAUCUAGUCCCAUUCAAACAUCACCUGCUCGAUCGACGGCAAAGCCUGGAUACCCUAAUCAGCAGGCGCGUAUGACAGUAUCUGUAACUUCAUUAGUGAAUCAAAUGAAUCAGACUAAGCAUAAGCGCGACUCCCCUCAUACAACAAAUGUACAAGUUAAUCAAAUGAAUCCAGUUAAACAAAAACGGGAGUCUCCUCUAGAUUUAUCUGUAAAAACUGUUAAAAACUCUGCUGAUUCAUCAACAACUCAAGACGAUAUAAUCGAUUCACCAUCAAUAGAGAAUAAAACAUUAUCAUUGCAACCACGACCAGCAUUGAAUAAUCGACAAAAUAUUCCUAGUGGAAGUUACGUUGCCAGUCAUAAAGUAGACUUUGCUCCUAAUUUCACGCAAUAUAGAGAGCGAUCUACUCAUAGUUUCAGUGCACACACAGUGCAGUCUACACACCAAGCAGUAUAUAAUGGUGCCUAUGACACAAGACGUCCGGCCCCUGAAUCUUAUUCUGUAGAAUCUCCACAUCCAAUUUAUUCAGAACGUAGUAAAUAUAACGGUCCACUGAAUAGAACUGAUCAUGUUCCUAGAAUAGAUCUUACAAGACCAAGUAAUGAUCAACGUCAUCUUGAGAAUAGAAUAAGGGAUGACCGACAUUUUAUAAUAGAAGAGAGAAAACGUCCUGCAGGUCCUAUAGUGAACAACAUUCCGGAAAAGAUAGUACGUUAUGAAACUUGGACUUCAAACGGUCGAAUAGAACGUAUGAGUCAGUCAGAUCGAGAACAGCAUGAAUUAAUGAGUCGACCCGUGUACAGUUAUAGCAGUCAUAAACAAUUUGAGGCUUAUCAAAAUGAACACAAGAGGCCUAUUGUAAACCCUUAUCGUGAACAGCAUUCUCACGUUAAUCAUAGAUAUCCCAACAAUUCUUAUCCUACAGAUCUCCCAAGUCGAGAGACAACCGAUUAUCACCCUCAUUAUCAUGACAGAAAUCUAUCUAGCAAUAGUCGUCAUCAUGUUAUACAAAAAAUUCCGAGUCAUAGAGACCUGUAUCCAAAUCAUUUGGAUUUACAAAAUGGCGUGCCUGCUGAUAAAAGGGUAUUGAGUAUAUUGAGAAACAGUUUAGAAACAAAGCAAUCAGGAGGCAUAGAGCCAACUAGGCAAUCGAGAAAUACACCUGAUCUCAUUGUUAUUGACGAUGGAGAUGACACUGUGAUAGAAAUAACUGAUCUUACGAAAGAUAAUGAUAAUGAACCAAUUAAUAAAGAUUUACCAAAACAAAUUCAAAGUCAUAUUUCUAACCUAGGUAGCCACAUUCAAAUGCCAAAAGCUGUAGAUUCUAUACAACAAGAUUCUGAUUAUAGUAAAUUGGAUAAUGCUGAGGUAAAGAGUAAAUCGCCAGAGUAUGAUGUCGCGUCACGAAUAAGAACUAAAGCCGAAUUGAAAGUAAUGCCACCAUCUCAGGAAAGCAAUGUAAAACCUGAAAGAAUACUUGAUGUACCUACUAAGCAUGAAAAAGUAAAGUUGCUCCCAAAAUCUCAGAAACAACACCUAUUCAAUCAAAUUAGAGAAGAUAACCUUCGACUAGAAUCUGUAAUAAAGAGUGAAAAUGUGACCGAUAUUGUUCUACCCGAAGUUAAAACGGAACCAAUGAAUAUAGAUGAAAUAGAGAAGGAUGCAGAAAUACCUAUAAAAACAGAAACUAUUUUAGAAAACCUAGAAUCCGAGGUGACUCAAAGUGGUGAACCCAUUGAAGAUUUAGAUUGGGCUAGUACAUGUGACAACUUUAUGGAACAAUUGAAAACUGGGUGCCACAAAAAGAAAUCUCAACGAAAACGGUUUGAAACUGCGGAGUUUGAACAAGAAGAUAAAACUGAGACACCUAAGAAAUCACAAUCUGCAGAAGCCACGACGUCUUCAGAAAUUCAAGGUGAAAAAGAUGUAGCAGAAUUAGUUCCUAGUGUUGUUAUUAAACAAGAGCCUGUAGAUGAAUAUGAAAUAAAUGAAACUGAACCAUCAUCUUCGAUAAUGCAAAAUUGUAAAGAGAAGGUUUCUCAGAACAAACUGGACUCAGAAAAUGAACAGAAAGAGAUAUCCAAAGAAAAGCAUGAUACUCUUAAACAAAAAGAAAAUAAGAAUGAAAAAUUCAAGAAUGACAAGAAGGCCAGUAAAGAUAACGAUAAACAAACCAAAUCUAGAAAGAUGAAAAUGAAAUCCGAAAAAAAUGACUCUACCACAUUAAUUUCAGUUACUGUUAAAAAGGAAGCAAAAGAAAAAGAUACAACUAAACCUAUUAUUAAAGAAGAACUUGAAUCUACCGAUGACGACGAACCUCUUAUUAAAAGCAAAUUAUUAAAAGACAAGGAACAAAAUGAUCGACUUAAAUAUCAGUUACUUAAAGAUUUAUCUGAGAAAUCAGCCUACGUGAAGCUAGAAUGUUGCGAUGUCGAUGUCAAUAAGAAUAAUAGAAAGUCGAUCGAUUCCUUGUCAAAAGAUAAAGAAGAAAAGCAACACAAAGGUAAAUUAAUUAAACAGACGUCACGAAUAAAAGGAAAAUCUUUGUCUAUCGACAAUAAUAAAAAUCUAAAACAAAAUAGUGAAUCUACAUCAGAUAGUGAUGACGAUGAUGAUUUAAGUGUAGCAAGUCGUCUACGCAUACGAAAAAGCAUAAAAUCUGAAGAAAGUAGAGCUGCACUUGGUGUUAAAUCUCCUAUUAAAUUAUCUCCUCUAAAGAAACAAGAUAAUGGUAAUGCAAGUAAUAAUUCCACUCCAAUACGUAAGCCCGGCUUUGGUGAUGGUUCUGAUUUUCAUCCGGGCUGGGAAGAGGAAUUGUACAGAUAUAAACGUUCUCUACGAAUGCCUACAAGGCUUAUUGCUAUACCGAGAGGACGGUCUGGUGGUCCAUUUUUGAAAGGAUCAGGGCCAUUAUUUUCUCGAGGAACUACGUCUCUUCCAGAUCUUGAUCCGGCCCCACUAUCUCCGGCUCCAUCCUCAGCACCAUCGGCGGCUACUGAUGACUUGUAUUCAAGACGUCCAGAUAAGCUCACUCUGGAUAGUGACUUAGAUUCAAAUUCCAGUUGUUCUGCACCACAGAAACUGCAUUACGAUUCCGAAGCUUCAACAUCUACCGUAUUUUCUACUUCAAAAGCGAAAAACAAAGGUAGUUCUAUUGUAGAUGUGUUAAUUCAAAAAUGUGGUAAAAAAGAUGAUUCUAAAAAGAAAUCUAAAGAUAAGGACGAAAGAACCCCAAAAGUAAUACCGAAGAAUUCAAAUACGAGUGAAUUGUUGCCGACACCUAGUUUAGGACUGGUAAAAAAUGGAAAUAAAAACAGUCUCAGUGCCAAAAAGGAAAAAUUAAUGGAAGAUAUAUAUUAUUUAGGUGCUUUUAGAAAAGAAACGGUCACAGCAUUUAGGAAUGCUUUCAUAAAAAAUACAGAUGGUUUAAUUGGUGCUACAGAGGAAUUUGCACCAGUCGUUUUAAAGUCUAGGACUAGAACUGAAAGUAGAGUACUGAAACAAAGGGCUACAAUUAAAGAAGUAUUUGGUGACGAAAGACCAGCCUCUGCACCACCAUCUUCUUGUAGAGAAAAUGAGUGCAUUGAAACGCACGAAAGUACAGAAGAACAAGUGAUAGAGAUAAAACAAGAACCAAAAGAACCAGAAGCCAAGACUAAAUUUAAAUCUAAAAAGAUAUUGAAGGACAAACUGAAGCGAAGAUCAAGCUCAAUAAGAGACGGCCUUAGAAGCACAAAAUCACUUAAAAGAAAUGACGCUAAAGGUAGACUACUUCGCCUUAAGAAAAGAAAUAGUCUAAUGAAAUCUUUACCAAAUAAACGAAUUAAAGAUAUUUCUCUUAAACAUAAAAAGCAAAGCGGACCUAACCUUGAUAAAGAUAAAUCAAAAGAAGAAAGUAGUUCUUUAUCAAUAAAUGAUGGGAAAAGACGUUUGAAACGAUUAUUUGGUAGGCGGAAAUUCAGUUCAGGGUUUGAUUACAUACGUAAGAAGAAAAAAAUAAUACGCAGAGAGGACACGGAUGCUAAUACUAACAGGAUACGCCGACCCGCAGUGAAACCAAGUCCUGAAUCUGUUCAUGAUAUUCAUAAAGAAAUAAAGAGCUGGAUUAUUAACAAGAGUAUCGGAGAAACACAUCUUCAUCGUGCUGCUAAACUCGGAUACACGGAUUGCGUGGCCUAUUGCCUGGAGAAAAUGUCAACUGACCCAUCAGCUAAGGAUAAUGCAGGCUUCACCCCACUUCACGUUGCAUCUGCUAAGGGUCACGUCAGAAUAGCACGCCUACUACUGCAAUAUGGAGCAAAUGUAUCUGCAGCAGCACAGGGCGGUAUAAGACCACUUCAUGAAGCAUCUGAGAACUGUCAUGUGGAAGUGAUAAGACUUCUUUUGUCAUAUGGCGCUGAUCCUUUACUCGUAACGUAUGCUGGUCAGACACCGGAAGAAUUAGCUGAAGGGCAAUCAGCGAGACUUAUUAAGCUGUAUGUUGCUGAUGUACAGGGCCUAGCAGUCGAGCCCUGGAGGUUUCCACACCCAGCCGACAUUAUUGAUCUUGAAGAAAUUGGCUGUGACUCGCUAUCUUCACCUCCACCUGCUUCUCCUCCGCCACCACCUGAUUCUACUAUAGAAAUACAAUGUACGGAGGCCCCACUUCCUCCAUUUUACACUCUGAGAACGGGUACUGGGCAGCCAUGUGACGGCUUGUGGUGUCUGUUGCAGGAUGUUACAAAUGUAUUACAGAUCAAAUCAAAGGACAGCCUACUGAAACAAAUACACUGUGGAUCUGGUUCUCCGAAGGAACUUCUGCGGGAGAUUCGUACUCAGGAGUUUUUGGAGAGAGCACAAUGUCAUCAACUUCUAUGCGCUGGAGAGAAAGUCAACGUGCGCGCUUCUAAAGUAUCACUUGUCAGAGUAACCGAUAAACUUAGGCAACUGCUCAAGAUAGAAACAAUUCUUGUCAGCUGACACUAAUUUUAUUUCGCCAUUAUUUAUCGAAAAUAUCCACAAACUGAAAGUAAUGGUCAGAUUACAAAUUUCAUUAUGUUUUGUUAUUAUUAUUUUAAGGAAACUAUAAAUCGAGCUUUUAUAAAUUAUGUUAAUGAUCAUGGAUUUAAACAAUUGUGAUUGUCAAUAUAACAUUGACUGUAGAUUUACAUAAUAGUGUAUGACGGAUAAUUCUAUCAUAAAAUGGACACACUGGUAUGAAUAUAAUGCUGACAGCAUUAUGACCAUGAUUCGUAUUAGUAUACGGAUGUGGCAAUUGAGGAUGGCUCAACAACGAGAUCUUCAUCUAGAUCGACUGAUUAAUGUAAUCUAAACAAGAUGUAUCUCAUAUAAGAACAAUGUAAUAAAUAUUCGUUUCAUGAGACUGUUUAUGUUAAGGCAGCCAUUACAUAAUCUUGACACUCCACCAUAGACAAGAGUGAGAGAUUUAUAUUUUCAACUUUUCGACUAUACCUCUAUCGAACAACGUAGGUAUGUAAAUAUUGUAAAUAGUUCAUUGAGCGUUUUUGCGUAUAUAUAUAUUGCUUUAAAUGUAUAAUAUUCUCAUGGGUGCUAUUUAACGUUGGUGUACGGUUUAAUGAAUUAGAUAAAUAAAUAGUUAUAUCAAAUUGCUACGGCAACAAUUUUAGUAUAAUAUUAAUAAUUAUUGGUAGAUAAAAAUAAGAGAUAUAGUUACCACAUCCUAAUUUAAGUCAUUAGCAUAAUCUUAAACUAUGUGUGCAAUAGUAUACGUGCGUGUAUCGAACAUGUGUAGAUGAAUUUAUAUGAGUAUAUGGGGGGUGAAAGUAUCAGUCACAGGGUUGGACCAAGCCUUAGCACGAUUGCUGUAGGUACUUAAAGCAUCUAGUGUGAGUAAGUGCAAUGUGCAUCGUAUGCAAUUAAAUGUAUUAAAUUUUUCCCUAAAAAUGAAGGAACCGGAAGAAUUUCCAGUGCUAUUAAUUAAUUAUUUCAUCGAUACAUCACUUGACAACUUUAUUGACGAGAAAAUGAUUUAUAAAUGGAUAUAUAUAUAUAAUAUUAAACUUAUCAUUUAUUUUGAGAUUAUGCUAGUAUUCGUCUACUUUACAUAUGCAAAUUUUUGUUCAUUGUUAUGUUUGCUAAUAUCGUUUGCAAAUUAUGUUUAUUUCUGUAAAAAUAUUAUUUUUCUUGAAAUAAAGUUACGUUUUUAUAUAUAUUUACUUGUAAGAAAUUAGGAAAAUUUAUUGAAAUACAUUAUUAAAUGCAUAUCGCAAUUUUAUAUUAACAUUGUAAAUAAUGGAAAUUAAACAAAUUAUUUUUUAACUUAUUUUGAAGCUACAUAUACUUAUGUAACUUUUUGAAUAUUGACAGUAAAGUGCUACCUACCAAUAGAGUACAGAUAUAUCAUUAAUCGAUAUUUAGUUUGAUACACGACUAUUAUAUCCAAUAUACAUUAAUGUAUCUAUUUUGGAACAUUGUAUAAAUGAAUGGUAGACAUUUUAUACUGUAUAGGAUAUGAUCAUGUUCCGCCCUAUUUAUUUAACAUUGAAAAUCAGAAACGAAGAAGUACAUGAUUAAUCUGUGAUGAUUUAUUAUUAGGAGGAUUAUCUUGCGUACGGAAAAUCGUAUGAAAUUAUUGAAAAUAAAUGGAACCGACGGAAUAUACAGCGUGUAUACUCACAGAAUGAAUAUGUUGUGUAACUCCUGUCUGUUAUAGCAGUACCUACUGUAUAAGUAUUAUUAUAAUUAUUGACACAUAUUUCUUGUUGAUAACUAUGAAAAUAAAAAAU
Molecule: messenger RNA, 8817 nt
Organism: Achroia grisella
Lineage: Eukaryota; Metazoa; Arthropoda; Insecta; Lepidoptera; Pyralidae
Exons: 9
Coding region: 656-7030 (2124 amino acids)
Biological process (GO): negative regulation of transcription by RNA polymerase II
Cellular component (GO): nucleus
Molecular function (GO): protein binding; transcription corepressor activity
Source: RefSeq, a predicted model, not a curated record